This is a messenger RNA of Oryza sativa Japonica Group (Japanese rice), 4083 nucleotides long. Lineage: Eukaryota; Viridiplantae; Streptophyta; Magnoliopsida; Poales; Poaceae. The record is from RefSeq and is a predicted model, not a curated record.
GCACGCCGGCAGCGGCAGCGGCGGGGAGGCGGCGGCGCGCGGCGCGGUGGUCGCGUGCGUGAUGUGGCGCGCGCCGAUCCGCGGCCUCGCGUCGGCGGCGGCGGCCAGGGCCGGGGCCGGGGCGCCGCUGUCGGGCCUGACCGACGCGCUGCUCGCGGCGCGGCUCGCGAACCACCUGCUCACGACGCCGCACAUCCCGCCGGAGCUCCUGCCCGCGGCGCCGCUGCCGCUCCCCGUGCGGCUCCACGUGCUCCGCCACCCGGCGCUCCCGCCGACGUCCAAGCUCUCCUUCUUCCUCGCCGCCACGCCGCCGUCCUGCCCGCUCCUCGCCGCGACCUUCCCCGUGCUCGUCCGUGCGCUCGCCACGCACUCGCCUCCCCUCCUCGACGCGCUCCUCCCGUUCGCGCUCUCCUCGUCGUGCCCCUCGGAGCUCCUCCCCGCCCUCCUCUCCGCGCUCCUCUCCGCCUCCCGCGUCGACGCCGCGCUCGCCCUCCUCGACGCUGCUCCGCCUGAUCUCCUGCCCCGUCUAGCCGCCGCCGCGAUCCCUUCCCUCAUCGCCUCACCUGACCCCAUCUCCGCCGUCCCUGCCAUUCGCAGGCUUCUCCCCAUUGCCUCACACCCGCCCCCCGUCCGAGCCACCAAUCGCCUCCUCCUCGCCUUGUCCAAAGAGAACCUCUACGAUGACUUCCGUCACGUGUUCGGCGAAAUGUCGAGGAGGGGCCUCCCUUCUAACAUAAGGUUCUACAACAUUUGCAUCCACGCGUUUGGCAAGUGGAGGAGGCUGGAUAUGUCGCUAAAGCUUUUUGCUGCUAUGAAGACCGCCUCUCCUCCUCUUGUGCCAGACAUAUGCACACACAAUUCGCUCAUCCGUGCGCUUGUGGUUGGUGCAAGGGUCGCUGAUGCUUUAGUGGUGUAUGAUGAGAUGAAGUCAUUUGGGAUUGAACCGGAUGUGUUCACCUACCGGGCUAUCGUGGAUGGGUGCUGCAAGAGUUUUAGGAUGGAUGAUGCUUUGCGUUUGUUCCAGGAGAUGCGAGGGAGCUAUGGGGUGAAGGGGGAUGCUGUGGUGUACAAUUCGCUUCUGGAUGGGCUUUUCAAAGCUAAGAAGCUGGAUGAGGCAUGCGGUUUUUUUGAGACAAUGGUGGCGGAUGGUAUUCAAUGCUCAGCAAGCACACACAACACAGUGAUUGAUGGGCUAUUCAAGAAUGGGAGAGCAGAAGCAGCGUGCCGGCUGUUUUAUGAUCUAAGGAGAAAAGGCCAACUGUUGGAUGGGAUUGCAUAUAGUAUUAUGGUGAGGGAGUUUUGCAAGGAAGGGAAGGGGGACCAAGUUGCGGAGGCGGUAGAGUUAAUGAAGGAAAUGGAGGAGCGAGGGUUUGCUGUUGAUUUGGUCACAGUAACAUCAUUGCUCAUAGGGUUUAACAAGAGUAGACGUUGGGACUUGGAAGAGCAGAUAGUUAAGUUCAUUAGAGAUAGUUCUGUGUUGCCAGAUGCUAUUCGAUGGAAAUCAAAUAUGAUGUCUGCUUUGCAAGGACCACAGGACAGAGAGAAAGAUGGAACAUCAAUUUUUCCCUUUGAUGGCAAUAUUGAUGAUGUGAUGAGUUUGGUCAAUCCCGUGGUAUGCACUGGUGCAAAUGAAGAAACACCAAAAGAUGAGCCCAAGGAUGAUUGGUCUUUGUCACCGCACCUAGAUCAUCUUGCUAAACAUGCUGAUCAUUUGAAUAGUUCUGCUAUAUUCACAAUUGACAGAGGGCAGAGGGUGCAAGGUAUGGGAGCCAAGACAUUUGAUGCUGACAUGGUUAAUACAUAUAUGUCAAUUUUUUUAGCGAAAGGGAAGUUGAGUGUAGCUUGCAAGUUGUUUGAGAUCUUCACAACUCUGGGAAGGAAAGGAACGAGUUAUACAUACAAUUCAUUGAUGACGUCAUUUGUCAAGAAAGGGUAUUUGAAACAGGUAUGGGCAAUUCUUCAUGAGAGAGGUGGACAGCUCUGCCCCAAUGAUAUAGCUACAUACAAUCUGAUCAUUCAAGGCCUUGGUCAGAUGGGAAAAGCAGAGGUUGCUGGCUCGAUUAUUAGUGAACUGUCAAAGAAAGGUGUUUACAUGGACAUCGUCAUGUAUAACACAUUGAUCAAUCAAUUGGGAAAGGCCGGGAAGGUUGACGAAGCAAACUCUUUGCUUGAGCAGAUAAUUGGGAGGGGCAUAAAACCAGAUGUUGUCACUUUUAAUACCUUGAUCAAUAUUAAUGCAAAAGCUGGUAGAUUAAAGGAAGCUGACAAGUAUUUGAGGAAGAUGAUUGCAGAAGGAAUUGCUCCGAACUAUGCCACGGAAACAAUAUUGGUUUUCCUUGAUAAGGAGAUUGAAAAGAAAAGGCAGCAGCCUAGAUGACGUGAUGAAAUACCAAACAUCACUUAUUAAGACAGGUGUUUGGCCAGAUGACAUUUGAGAGAGUGGAUUUAAAACUCCACAAGUGCAGCUUUGCCUCGUCAACCAGGUCACGUUCAUUAUCACAUCAAUCAAACUUCAAGUCAGAAGAGUCAAGAAGAGCAGGUCCUAGAGAGACGAUGCAGUUCACCGACCACAAAAGCAAAAUUAGAGAAGAGAGAUUGUACUUGUUGAUAUAUUGCUCAUUUGUUCUGUGAAGCUGAUGCUCCAUUUAAUAUAGUAACAUUGCUUAGGUUUCACAGUCUGCUGGAACCAAUUGGUGGCCAUGGUUGAAAUUUAAAGGUUCUGAUUUUCUAUGAGCUUUUUGACAGGCUAUGGGCAUGGUUGGCCACUUCUGAGGUGAGAAAAAAGCUGUCAAAUGGCCACUGAAACAAGAAGAGCAAACCAGACCAUGGGCAUUGUUGAUGUUAAAGCAACAACAAUUAUAUUGGCACAAUUACACAGCCCACAUCAGCGACCUCAUGCUAGAAGAUAUUGGGCUACACCUAAAGUGUGACUAACAUAACCUUCAAGGCAAAGUGUGAUGGAUGCAAAAAAAAUUUAAAAAAAAAAGCUCUCUGGUUUCAUAACAAAGGGCAACUGCAACUGUGUAAGCUAAGCUGUCUGCACUAUUUUCUGUUAUCUUUGAUUUAUUUCACAUUGUUCUUUCUUUCUCUUAAUUUUAAUUGACUCGUUUCAUGUUUUGGCAGUUCCAAAGCAUGAUUUGGUCAUUUGGAUGACAUGAAGUUGUGGGUUUGGAUGUUUGUUUGUAACUUCUAGCUAAUGUGUUGCCUGUGCUGCCAUGGCUAGGAAGAAUCAAUGCAAUUUGCAUCGUUUGUACUGUUUAAUUCUUGUUAACAUCUGUGUUGCAUAGGAAAUUAUGCUAGUUUUUUUUUCAAGAAAACACGGUGUUUUAACCAAAAAAAAAAAUCAACAGAGCAAUUUGCUAGAGCUUAAGAAAACUGGCCAUCCCAGUUGAUUAGCAAAUUAAUCAUCAUACUAUGUAGCUAGAGCUUUAGUGUAACUCUUGGUUCAAGUUUAUUUAGGAUUAAUCUUUGAUGAAUCUUAUAGGUCCCCCUGCAUACGCCCAUGAUAAAUUGAUAGUGGAUUUCUCCCAGCAUACGUACAAUAAAUUGAGGAACCUUGGAUGUUAGAACAGAAAGAUACUUCUUCUUUUUUUUUAUCUGUGCAGUAAGAUAUACCUAUGAAUCUUGGAUUUAUUGCUUUAACAUGUUGAGAUGACCAUUGAUGAGUUGCUCUGGAAUUAACCAUAAACACCUUUUGUGUAUACUUUCAAAUACUCCUAGAUAACUAUAUGUAUGUGGGUAGAAAGAUAGAUUUUGGGAUUAAAAUUCUUGUGUAGUUUGUAACCAUUUAUUUGGGGGACCUCUAUGCUGUACAGUAGUUAUUAGUUGUGAACUUAAUACGAAGUGGACCAGUGGAGAGCUCAAGCAUACAUAUUGCCAAUGCUAUCGCAUGUUUGGCAUUUUUGGCACUUGAAUAGGCACAGAGGGAUGCAAGGGAUUGUGUCCUGUUAUCCUGUACAUUACCGAGCACAAUGUGAACGUGCUCUUGAAGUGUACUAUUCUCGAAACAUUUCUAUUCUGCUACUCUCAAGGUGCUCACCGUACCCUGGAUCAUAUAUAUAUUUAUUUUUUUAGGGUGGAUCA